Messenger RNA from Prorocentrum cordatum, 6575 nucleotides. Lineage: Eukaryota; Dinophyceae; Prorocentrales; Prorocentraceae. The record is from the annotation of a GenBank genome assembly.
CUAGGUUUGGACGGACAGCGGGCUUCGGCAGUCGUCAGCGCGUGGUUUCGAGGUGGGGUUCGCAACGUCCACAUCUGGAAAGCUGACGGCCCGCGGUUCACUGUGUGGGCAAUUUGCGCGCAUGGGCGCGACGUUCGUGUAGGCGCAACCAUCGGCGAGUUGGGCAUGAUAGGGCGCGGUGGGAGUCCCAGGGCGCUUGUCCUCAGCUCCGUUGGGGUCGUUAUUCGGUUCGCCUGCCAUCUAGUGCCGUGGGGAUGGAGCUCGCACAUCAAGUGGGCAGCUCUCAAGCGAAAUCAGCGUGGGGGCAGACGGGAUAUGCGACGCGCGCACCUACCCCUAACUCCGCCCGAUUCUCCUUUGCCCCACCUUCUUGCCUCCCCACCCGCUCCUCACAGGCUACGAUGCUGGAGUCAGCUCCGCGGGCUCACGGCAUGCGAUACGCAGGCCUCCCGUUGUGGGCAACCGCGCGUGCAACGGCAGCGAGGCACCUUCCACGGGAGGAGGCUGGAACGGAAAAGGUCGGGCUGUCAUUUGCUGUCAGUUUGUUUUCCCCAACGGGUCAGCCAUGCUACACAGAGUCGUUUUUUGUUUGGGGAGGUGGCUUCGUCUUCUUGAACAUGUCCAGGGGGUGGAACUGGAAGCGCUCGUCGUAGAGCGCCACGAGGGAUGACCUCGGCGACCGUUGGUUGGGAGCGGUCCCUUCUUGAACAUGUCCACACCACGCGGCUUCCUCUGCCCAGCUGAAGUAAGUCCGUUUGUAGCCUGAUGCGUGCCAUCGGGCCAGAGUUGGGACGACGGCGGCCAGGAGCGCGUCGUGUUUGUUUCGAGUGCGACAUGGUGUGGGUUGAUGUAUGUUGUAUUGGCAGCAGACGGUGAAUUAGGAGGCUUGCUCGACGCUGUGCCUGCAAAUCAUCAUCAUGUUUAUCUUGCCCUUGCGUUUCUUCGAGUCAUCCAUGUUCUGCGCAUAUGAGCUUCAGCGUACUUAUCCAGGCCGACUUGGCAAACGAGUGGGACCCUGUCCACCCAUUAUCUAGUUGACCGUUCGCAUGUCUCAUCGAUUGGUACGGAUGUACCUACCGAUUGGCACGGAUGUACCAUGGACCUAUUUGCUUGUCCAUUCGCCCGCCGCCCAGUCGUUCUCUUCUGAUCGUACAACGUGGGCCCUGAGUACAAGCAGUCAUGGCCUUGGAGCAUCAUCUGUCUGACACCUGUGUUUCAGAGUCUCUGGAACCCGCGUGUAAUUACCAUUCUGUUCUUGUGGCGGCUUCGGGUGGGACAUGUAAUCGCAUGAUCCAUAGUGAUUGUGGCGCUUCCUUGUUGCCUUGGUCGCCAACCUGUCUGAAUACGACUCCACAUGUUCGAGUCAUCCAGCCCUCCUGAAUACUUGCUUUUCUAUGACCCAUUCUCGUUGGAUUGCUCCAGCUUCAGACCAUGCCAUGCUCUUUUCUGCCCGACCGUCACUCUGCGAGGCCACCUUUUUCGACUGCCCGUUGCGGGAUGGCGUGCGCUCCGAGUUCGAAGGAUGCCGCGACGGCCACGACGCGUGGCUCACCUGCAGGAACGCCUCGGCCCUGUCCCACAGGGACGACGGCAGAGGCUGCUGCCAGGUCAGCCAGCGGGACAACAAGUGCGCGGUGUUCGAGUACCCUGGCGAACGUUGUUGCAACGCUGGGGAGCCCGAGUGCAGUCGGCCGCGCUGUGAGCAGGGGCACUGGGCCGAGGACGCCGUGUACGACAAGCAGUCCGGACUCCCCGGCCGCCGCCGGGGCCGGGCCGCCGGGCGCACGGCGCCCGUGAUCUCCGCCCUCAGCGCGCUGGUGCCGGAACUGGGGCGCAGCCUUGGCACGGGCAUCGCCGUCUGGGCGGCGCGUGGCGACCCAGCCGUCUGUCCAGCGUGCACCUGCGAGCCCACCCUGCAGCGCCCCGACCUGCACUGUGACUGCUCGGGGCCGCGGGGUGACGCCCAGGCUGGCCCCUCCACAGCCGGGCUGGUGUCCUACGUGGUGGGCGUGACCCUCGCUGGCGCCUCCGCCGGCGCUGCGGGCGGCUGGGUGGUCUUCCGCCUCCGUGGCCAUCACGCUGGCUCGUCCGCUGUCCAGCUCGAGCCAGACGAGUUGGGCGAGGAGGCCCGCGCGCAGGUGAGGGCGCUUCGUGAGCGCACCUCCGCCUUGCAGGCACUCAUCCACGAGCGCAUCGUCGUGGCCUUGAACCCCACCACCCCCGACACCGCCUCGAUCAUCACGGUGGAUGGCGACACGUACGAGGAGCAGUUCCGCAGCACGGCGGACGUGCGCCACUGGGACGUGCUGCCGGGUGGGUCACCUGGCGGGGUUUUCCCAUGGGCGCCGGCGGCGUGGUACUACCGAUUCAGGGCCAUCCCCACGGCAGCCGCGCUGACGGCCGCAGCUGGCCGUGCCUGCGCCCGCCAGGGCGUGGCGGCGCCUGCCGGACCCGUGGUGCCUUACGUUGCGGGCAGGGUGGCCGCCGCGGCCGCGCCCGCGGCGACGGCGGCGGCUGUCCCGGCCGCGCUGCCUGGCGUUGCCCUUGGCCCUGAGGCGGGCGGCCUCGGCGCCCUCGUGGCCGCGCUCGGGGGUCAGGCUGGCGGUGCCGCUGGAGGCGCGCUCGCGCCAGCGCCAGCUCCAGCCGCGGCUGCUGCCGCCAGCGCCCCUGCCGCUCCAGGGGCCGAGGGGGCUCUCGUGGCACCUGCAAGUCCCGCCGCGCUUGCCGAGGCGCCGGCCGUGCCGGGGGCUGCCGCUGUCCCCGCCGCUGGCCCCCUCGCCGAGAGGCCCGCGCCCGCGGGCCUGAGGGCGGGGCCGCCGCCCGCCAGCCCCGGCGGCGACGCCCACAUCUUCGCCAUCGUGAGGGAUGUGCGAGGUGUGUUGCACGCGGACUUCCGCAGCAUGGUGGCACUGAUGGUCGGGCUUCCAUGGCCUGACUGGCCAGUGUGCGGGCCUCGCACGCUGCUGAGGGUGAUGCAGUAUAUGGCGCAGCGGUCAGGGACUCCGACUGCUCAUCACCAGCGGUGGCUGGCCGAGAUUGGGCUCGGCCCAGAGUCCCCUGGCGUGGAGAUCCACCAGAUGGGGUGCAUGGUUGUUGAGCCGGCCGUCGCCUACGACCCGGUGCGCGCCGCGAACUUGGGGCACCUGGAGCUCGCGGCUCGUUCGGUUCAGGUGCAGGAGGCGCUGCAGCGGGUGAUGGCGGCGGCGAAGGGCCCAACGCCGCCGGGGCCAAUGCCUGACCUGCCCCGGGGCGGAUGGCCCGGCCAGCCGCCGCCCCUGCCCCACUCGGCCAUCGCGGGUCCCGUCGCCAGUGCGGCCCGCUCCCCUGGCGACGCUGGGCACCGACUGGGUGAGGACCGAAAUCGAGACCUCCUCCCUCUGCCGCUGCUGGCUGCUGCGUACGUGGCGCCUGGCUCGUGGGGGACUCGGCGGCGGGUUCGAGCCUGUCACGCCUUCUCGCGCGCGCUCGGCCGUGCCGACGCCGCCGUGCAUGCCCUGAAUUACCUCUACGGCGACCAGUCCUCGCCCGCGCCGACGCCGUCUGCCGGGCAGCGCUGUGACGCCGCUCGCAUCUGGGACUCUAUCGUCGCCCUCGGCCCUGAGCCGGAUGCGUAUCGUGACGACGUCUCAGACCCCAACGGGGCCUUCCGGGAGCUUCUUGCUGGGCCCGCGCUGCACCCUGACGGCGGCGGGCCUACCACUCCCUACGUGCCAGACCUCGUCUCCUGGCCGGACGUGUCGCAGCCUCCCGCGCCGCUCCUUGGGCUGCUGGGCGGGCGAGACUCCGCCGCGCUGCGGGAGUGGAGGUGCCAAAUGCUUCGUGGGCCCGAGGAGGCGCGGCAGCUUCGGGCGGAGGCCUGCCCGCAGGGCCCGUGCGCGGAUCCUGCUUUGCUCCGCUCGCCGCUGGACUACGCUGCUUUCCUCAGACCAGUGGUGGAGCGCAGCAUGCUCACUUUUUCCCCUUCGCGAGGGCGUCUGGGCAACGUGGGGAUAUUUUUCGUGCCAAAGAAGAGUGGUCAGCUCAGAAUCAUCUUCGACGCGCGCGCGUUUAUUGACGCGCGUCGCACCCAGCUGCCGUCGGCGUCGGCCUGGGGGCGGCUCGAGGCGGGCGACGUUCGGUUCUCCAUCGCUUCGGCGGACCUCGACAUGGCCUUCUACCACAUGCGGGUCCCUGACGGCAUGGAGGAGUAUUUCACGUUGCCGCCAAUCCCCGCCAAGUAUCUCGCGCCGCACGGGAUCACAGUGGCGGGGGUGGACGGCGAGUCACUCUUGCUGCCUCAGGUGGUGGUGCUGCCGAUGGGGUUCAGCUGGGCUUUGCACCUGUGCCAGGCGGUGCUUCAGACCUCUCUGGGUCGCGCUGGCUUCUCGCCGAGCGACCUGAUCCUCGACGGCCAAUGCGGCUGCCAGCUCACCGACGACCCUGACUCUGUCGUGGGCGCCGGUUACGUGGACAACUACUUCGUUCUCGGCGGCCCCCCAAAGACGGUGAGCGAGCGGCUGCAGGCCGUCGCGGACGAUUUGAUGCGCCACGGGCUCGCUGUGCACGAGCUCGAGGCGCCUUCUCAGGACCGCGACUUCUUGGGGCUGUCGUUGCGCGAGGGGCGCUGGCUCAGCCUCGGGGCCCGCAAUAUCUGGAGGUUGCGCGCCGCCAUCCGCGCGUCGCUCCGGAGGCAGGUCAUCAGCGGCCUCCUGCUCCGCGUGCUGACGGGCCACAUCACAUGGGCGCUGCUGCCGCGGAGGGAGCUGCUGUGCAUCCUUGGGGCGACCUACGCCUACAUCGAGGCCGCCGGGCCAACGGCUGCCCCGCUCUGGCCCACCGUCCGGCACGAGCUCCAGCUUAUUCACGACCUGCUGCCGCCGUGCAAGGCGGACCUUGGCGCCGCGUGGCAUUGGCGGGUUGCUUGCGCGGACGCCUCGCCAUUCGGACUGGGCGUCGUUGCUCGCCGCGCCCCGCAGGACCUCGUGGGCGCCAUCGGGAGAGUCGCCGAAAAGUGGAGGUACAAGGUCGAGGGCGGGGCUCAGGCAAGGAGUAGGACGGUCGGGCUCAACCUCGAUAUUUCGUCCGUGCCGCUCGGGGACUCGGGGGCGUCGUCGCUGAUCUCGGGGAUGACGCUCGUGUAUCUGGUGAUGGGGCCUCCCGGGGAUGCCGACAAGUCGAUCCUGGACAUGCGACCUGCCGUGGACUUCGAUGAGGUUCCUGCUCACUUCGUUCGGGGUUCAGCCUGGGGCUCGGUUGCCGCGGUGUGCGUCGACGGGAGGGCCAACAUCUGGGCCCUCGAGGGGGGAACUCUCGUGCUCGGGUAUCGGCACCUCCUUCGGUCCACAUCUGCGUUCGGGUCCCGCUUCUUAAUCCUGUCCGACAGCCUGCCGUUGGUCUUGUCCGUGGGUAAGGGCCGGGCCCGCAGCAGGCAUCUGCAGAGCACGCUUCGAAAGGCGGGCUGCUGGCGCAUGCGGCUGCUCGUGUCGCUGCUGGCUUUGUCCCAGAUUGCGGCGGGGGCUCGGCGGCUGGUCGCGCCAGUGCCGUCCGCUCUCCGUACCGAGCGGGCGCGUCAUGCGCGGGAGCUCGCGGCGGAGACGGCAGCGGUGGCGGGCCUUUCGCUGCUGGAGCGGCUGGCGGUGAGGAGCUCGACGGCGCGGCCCUACCGGGGAGCGCUGGCCAGUUUCGUGGCGUAUUGUGCCGGGCGCCGCCUGGAUUGGACGAGCCAUGCGAGCCUGGGCCAGGCGCUGGUGGAGUUCAUGGACAACGGGUUCCUCCGCGGCGGCGGCGGCAACCAGGGGAACGUUCUCGUGGCGGCAGCGGCGCCCUUCCUCGGGUCCUUCCACAUGCGGACCCCCGUGCUGUUGGCGAGGGCGGCAUGGCUGGCUUUCUGCGUCCUCGUCAUGUUUGCCUCGUGCCUCAGGCCUUGGGGGGCGGCGAAGCUCUACGGUCGCCACCUCGUCGCGCCGUCCGAGGCGGCGGGCCCAGGCUACCAGUUCUUCGGGCUGCUCCUGCACGAGAGCGGACAGGAGCCAGGCAGGACGGGCGCUCUGAAGCUGUCCACUGCGCCAUCGGAGCCGCUGUGGGGGCAGGAGGUGAGUCGCCUCGGCGCGCUGUUCAGCCGCGCGCGUCGGCGGCUGUCGCUGGAUCGCCUUCGCCCCCACCUGUGCAGCUUGCGCCGUGGGGGGGCCUCGAACGACAUGCUCUCCCAGAGGCGUCAGAUGGCCGAGGCUCAGCGGCGCGGGCGCUGGCGGACCACCAAGAGCCUGAACCGCUACACCGGGGGGAUCCCGCCAGAAGUCAUGGAGCUCAGGGCCUUUGGCGGCCCGCCAGCGGACGCGGUGAGGCGGCAUUUGCAGUGGCAGUUCUGGCGCGCAGCAGCGCCUGGCCGGCCCCUGCGGCGUCGCCUUGUCCUGGAGCUCUUCUGCGGGGCCGGCGCGAAUGCCAAGGCGGUGCUCGCCUGCGGCCUCGCUGCCUUCGGACCUGACUGGCAGCGCAGCCCGCUGGAGAACCACGUGCUACCAGCAUUCGUCGCCACCGUCGUUGGCUGGAUCCGAUCUCGUCUGACAGCCAUCCGCUUGGGCUACCCGGCCUCCUAG